AUGGUGUUAUCGAGAUUGCCGAGUCUCCAAGCAUUCCUGUCCGAGUGCUGCCGCCAAAGAACCCCGCAAAGGUCAAGGAUCAAUAUGCGACAACAGCCUCGCCCUUUGCAAAGGGCACCUUCUGCGCCAGCAGUGGACCCAUCCACUCUGGACACCUUGCCUAUGUUUCAUGACUUCUUGGAGGGCAGUUCUCCAACCAAGCCGGAUGAGGGUGUAGAAACAGGAGAGAGGUCUCAUGGCCUUGCUGACCUACCUCAUGGUGAAGUCAACAGCGACUUUCCUGCUGACCUUCAACAUGGUAAAGUCAACUACGACGACUACCAACUUCCUGCUGAUCUACCUCAUGGUGAAGUCAAUGACCAACUUCUUGCCGAAGCUGGUGUGCAUGGUGAUGCUAUGGAGCCAAAGACCCCUGAGCAACCUGAAAGCGAUCUACCAGACCAGCCCUGUCCCAGGACCCUUGACCAGCCUCUUGCUUCUGAUGCCAAAAGUCUUCAUGAUGAGCCCGAGCCAUUGGCACCUCAGAACGUUGUGACGGAAAAUGCGGAGGGUGAACAUGGAGGAGCUGUUGCCCCUGAGGAUACCAAAGAGGGUGGUGAGGAACCUGAGCCUGCUGAUGGGCCUGAGGAUUUGUUCAACGCAGAGGUUCAAACGACCCGACAUGAACAGUUUGCGGAGAGAGAUAGGUUAGCCAAAGAAGCACCGAUGACCAAAAAACAAGCAAAGGCAGCAGCUGCAAAGAAGAAGAAAGCCGAUGACAAAGAAAAGGCGAAACUUGCGAAGGAGAACAGCAAAGCCUUGGCCAAGGCUAAGGCAAAAUUCCAGAAAGAAAGGGCCAAGGCUGAAAAGUUGGCUGCAAAGUUGGCUGCAAAGUUGGCUGCAAAAGCUGACAAAAAAGCUGCACCGAAGAAGAAAGCUGCACCGAAGCAGGAGGCAACAAAGGGACGAAAAAACAAGAGCAAGGACAGCAAGGAGACACAUGAUGAGGGCACAACAGAGACCGCCGAGAUUCAAGGUGAAGCUCCAUCAGUUCCUGCUGACACUGGGGGCCCAGAGGUCAAAGAACCCAAGAAGCCCCGCACCAAGAAGGCCAAGCAAGCUCACACUCCUGGUGAUGGCCUUCCGGUCGCCCCUGAGGCAAGCUGCCCUGCCCCCGUGGAAGCUUCUGGUGACCUUGAUCCACCGAAGAAGCGCAAAGCUGAGGAUUUGCCAGAUGGCGCCAAUGAUCCCAAGGAGAACCACAAGGAGAAGGCAACUUUUGCCAGGAGAAUCCGUGGCAAGGGUGAGAAGGCAGGAAAGCGCUGGGACAACAUCAAGGGAGUCUUCAUGGACCUUGUGGCCCCACUAAUCUUUCUGGCUGGAAGGUGGGAUACGGAUAGGAUGGAAAGGGGGCACCUUUCCCAAACCUGGUCAUCUGAGACCCUGGCACGCGGGGUGGGCAUUGUCCAUUCAGCCACCAUGUCGCUUCAAAGUGACCCUGAGCAUGAGCAAAUGCUGGUAGAGCUUGCCAGGCUAGAAGCUUUGGAAAAAACUCUGAUGGAGAACAAAUAUGCGACCGCUUCAGAGUCAGUGGUUGAUGAUGAGAUGGCCGAUGAUGACUUACAAAUUUUGUUUGUCAAAGAGGCUAAGAAUGCCAUCAGGCAGUCCCUGGUGAAGAACGAGAAUGCUGAGGAGGAAUGUCCUUCGCCCACUAAGGUUUGUGGUUCUGCUCCUGCCCCAACGGAACCCCAAGAUGACGAGAUGAAGAACGAUGUGACUGUCCCGGCUGAGAUCCCUGAAAGGAAUGAAAAUCAACCCGUUGACCCGAUGGAAGAAGAAACUUCCCCUAGCGAGGCUGAACUUGAAAUUCCCAAUGCCUUUCCUUGGAGUGAGGAAGAUGAUUUUCAAGAUGAUGAUGAUGAUGACCACACACUCGAUUACUCACGUAGCAAGAGCAAGUUACCUGAUGAUGUUCAAAAUGAUGAUGAGAUGAAGGAUGGUCAGACACCCACUUCAGGGGAAGUGCCGACAGACCCAGCCGACCAGCAGGUUCUUCCGAGCAACCCUCCAGCCCCCGUGCCUGAUGGAGGCAUGGCGCCAACAGGCACACCGAAACCUGCUUACUUGCGGCUGGAUCCAGGUAGAACCACAGAGCGGGGUGGGGCAGGUCAUGGUGAGGGUGUUGUGUCAGCACUCAUGCUUCCCCCACCAGUGCCAUCACAGAAGAAGCGAUCAAGAGGGGAUCAUGAUCCAUACUUUGAGACGCUGUCACUUCCACCUCAAGUUUUGUCUGACAAUGCCAUUUACAACCGUUUGUACAGGGUGUUCAAGGCAAAGAAAGAUGGGAGCUAUGACGUAGAUGACAAGUGGGUCAAGGCUUGGCAAGAUGUCAAGGAUGGACGAAGUCAGCUCUAUUCCAUGUUUGAGAAGACCGGGUACUCUGUGGAGAAAUUCGUCAAGCGCUGCAAGGCGAUCACUGAGAGCAUCUCCGAAGAGUCCUCCGAGGUGGAGGGUGAAUGGCUGACUUAUGCGGAUAUGCAGAAACUGGAGUUUUCCGAGACGAAGAUCAAGGGAGUUAUCCGAUACUGCGAAUCCCGCCCGCACUUACAAAGGAUGUCCAAGUAUGGAGAAGGUCAGAUGUACUGGACCGAAAUUCGGUGCAAGGGGUCGCUGAAGAGAAGCAAGCGCCACAUUUUCCAGGAGAUGACUGAGUGGGAUGAAGCAAAUGACCCUUCCCAACCAUCAGAGAACCAUGCACUGGAAUGGACCAUGCUGACUGACAAAAACUCAGGUGUCCUGGCUCUUGGCGACACGGAGGUGAAGCCUGAGGAGACCGAGGUGAUUGCACCAAUCCCCCAGGAUGCCAAGGCGGAAGGGGAUGUUGCCCCAUCAGCCAUGAUCCCCAAGGCAUGUGCCAGCAUUCACAAACAUUUAGCAAAGCUUGACGCGGUUCUUUCCGGUUACAAUUCCGAUUCCUUGUCUGCUCUUCAAGUCAGGAUGAAAACGAAAUUGGGCCAGAUUGUGAAUGCCCUCGGCACGCAUGAAGAAGCAUUGAUCGACUUUCAUGGCAUGGGGCUGAUUGAUGGCUUUACUGCUGAGCCUCUUAACUGA
Molecule: messenger RNA, 3090 nt
Organism: Cladocopium goreaui
Lineage: Eukaryota; Dinophyceae; Suessiales; Symbiodiniaceae
Source: the annotation of a GenBank genome assembly